Molecule: messenger RNA, 4538 nt
Organism: Vespula vulgaris
Lineage: Eukaryota; Metazoa; Arthropoda; Insecta; Hymenoptera; Vespidae
Exons: 9
Coding region: 2928-4313 (461 amino acids)
Biological process (GO): regulation of synaptic transmission, glutamatergic; G protein-coupled glutamate receptor signaling pathway
Cellular component (GO): membrane
Molecular function (GO): group II metabotropic glutamate receptor activity
Source: RefSeq, a predicted model, not a curated record
UACUAUUUUUCUUUGGCAUUGGUAGAAAACUCGUUUCUGCUUAUCACGAAUGAACUAACUUGUUUUUUAAGUAAUACCAUGCCGAAUACGUCAUUAUUUAGAUUAUACCGGUUAUUUUACAUAAAGGUGUGACAUGUGUAAUAUAAUGUUAAAAACAUAUUAGUUUUAGGAGCUCUAAUCCUUUGAAAUUCGUUUGUCGCCAGUUAUUAUAAUAAAUGUACCGGUUUCAUGCGGAAAAUUUUAAAAGGAAGUACAUAAUUAGGAUCUCAAAAAGAAGAAGAAGACGAAGAAAAAGUAGAAGCUCGAAGCAUGCGACAGGAUAAAGAUCUUUUUCCUCGGCGAAGAUAUAAGCGCGCUAAGAAAACUUUCGCAUCACGGAAGCCGGCACACAUUGCAUUUAUCAACUACGAAGCUCUUGGAGUCUCGUUUUUCAUUUAGAAGAUAGACUCGUCGUUCUGUUUGGUUUCAACUUCCGUGAGUUUAUAAAUUUAUUAGAUACUUCUUACGUAACGUAGUAUUACAUAUUGAUUAAUUUCUUUCUUUAACAAAUCUUUAAUUUUUUUUUCUUUUUUAAAAGAAAUCAUUAAUUAUGUUCGAAACGUGUACCCUAAGAAGAACAGAUCGAUAUUAAAGAUGAAUCUUCUUUGGGAUAACGAAACUCCCUUGAAAUAAGUUUCUGUAUUUAACUUAACUAGGAAUAAAUUUGAAGGAGUAGGACCACAGGUAAAAGAUUCUUUUCGUUAUUCUUAAGAGCGAAGACGUAGAUGGUCCUUGGAUGCAUAGUACACAUGGUACUAUGCGGGGAGGGCCCCGUCACGAAGGCGAAGUUAACUGCCCAUAACUCAUAGCCGACAUAUAAUAAAUAUCGUUACUCCAUCGUGAGCACACGUGGACUUUCGCGAAGUGGUUUAUAAGCGUAUACGAAACGUACGUGAAGUAUGGAGGGACCUCACGUAUAUUCUGUGUAUAACGUCGACCGAACAUAAACGUUCGGCGUACCGUAUGUGUCUACGCCUUCGCCUUGCUCGCUCGUUGGAAAAGGCUUUCCUUCGAUCAUUCGCGUUUAAGCUUUUGCCCUUUAAUGGCCGAACUCGUCAACGAAGAUGAUGUCUCAUGGACGAGUUAUGUUACAUUUUUCUUGGAAUUUUUAAAUAACCAGAAUAGAACAGGAAUGUGUUCUGUCAACGGAAAGCAAAAAAAGAGAAAAAUAAAGAUCGCGCAAGAGGACGAACCCUUGAAAUAAGGAUAAGAAAAAAUAUCCUGCGUGACCGACCGCCGCAGUUUGUGGUUACAAUAAACAAGGAAAAAAAAGGUGUAUCUCUCUCUCUCUCUCUCUUUCUCACUCAUACGUGUACACGUUCGUCUUCUUCUAUUUCUCCUUCUCUCUCUCUUUCUCUUUCUCUCUCUUUCUCUCUUUACAGGGUUAGCUCCUAUCUCCUUCCAACUCUUCUCCCUUCGCCCUUUGCGCACAUGUACCUUACGCCGAGUGCAGACAACCGGAUUUAUAUUCAAAUGAAUCGCCGUAGAAGGGUCGACUUAUCAACGUAUCGCGGUCGAUGAAGCAAAAAGACAAAAGGAGCAAAGGGAGUCUCAGAGUUUCAAGAAUAAAAAUAAUAUAUGCAAGAUUCGUAGUAUCCGAUCCUGGUCCGCGGCACGACCAUCACCACACCAGCACUACCACCACCACCAUCACCUCCACCAUCGCCAUGCCAUCGUCAUCACCAUCUCCCUGGUUCCUCUGUAACGGAUAGGCUUCACCUCCGCAGGACGGAACUCUAGUCCGCUUCCAGUUUCGCCCUCGAGAGUUCUUCGCGGUUUAGUAGGAACGUGCCUCUCGCAACGUGCACCUCGAGCUCCUCCAUGCUCCAUAAUUCUUUAUCAAAUACGACGAGUAUUCUCCGACCGAUGUAAAAGUAUCAAUUAAAAUUUUGUUUAAUUCGGUCGAUAACAAGGGCAGAUUUUCAUCUUCGCGUGGUUUUUCAAUAUUCGUCGGAAAAAAGGCGCGGGAAGGUUCGAAAAAGGAUGGUUUCAAGUUGAAAAGUGACGAAGAAGGAGGAUGCACGUGGAAGUUUCUUCACGUUCUUUGCGAAAGAUGAGGAGAGGGGUCUGAGAGAGGCAAAGACGAAGAGAGAAAAAAGGAAGAGAGAGAGAGAGAGAGAGAGAGAGAGAGAGAGAGAGAGAGAGAGAGAGAGAGGUUAAAUAUCAUUUAAAAAAUAAAUUCAAUUAAUUAUACCUUCGUUAUUUUCUUUCAAUCGCAAUCGAGAAUAACGUUUCACGAUAUCUGCACGCAGUUUCAACUUUUCCCUUAACUUUUUUUUUUAUUUCCUUGACUUCGCUCCAGUCUAGUUACGUUCGAACUUGUUCGACGAUUAUCGCCUUUAAAGAUCGUUGAACGUUCCCGCGUAUGUACUUUUUUACGGCUCGCUGAUAGGUCUUUCAGAUCUCUAUCCCGUGAUCUCUUUCCUGUCGUCUUAUCAUCGUGACCCGGUUAUUGCAACGCAUCCAUCCUUAGCGAUAGCGUGCGUUUAAGUAUUUAUCGUGAAAGCACGUUUAUUCGUACCCUGGCUCAUAAAUUAUAGAAGAUUUAAGGCUUAAGGUAACAAGCAUGUCGAACGCUAAUUUCAUUGGGUUAUUCAUCGGUGUUAUGAGGCACGUGCUUUGCCAUUUGUGCUUAUUAAGAAAAACAACGUUCCUCGUGUAAACGAUCAUCGUCUCAAAGUCGUAACGAGAACGUCAGUUCGAUGAGAAAAUGAAAAGAAAGACAGAAAAAAUAGAAAAGGAAAGUAUGUCAGUUCUGAUUCUGAUUAUUUACAGAAAUCGGAGAAGAAAAGAUCCUGAGGAAAGAAAAGGCGAUCCUUUACACGUAAGGAUGCGAGUGCGUAGGAGAAGAUACACGAAGCGGUGACGACACACGGAUUUGUCUCGACAUGAGGCUAAGUCCAAUUUUUUUGUCAUGCGCCACGGCGAGCUGGCUCGGUCCUGCCGAGGCUAUUCGUAGUCCUACUUAUUCGAAGGACUACGAAUUAUCAACGGAGUUCUUCCUGGUGCCGUCGGAGGAUACGGCCGAUAGAAAUGGUUUGGCGAGCGUGGCUAGCGUUAUCAGCGUGCCGGCACCGAACAGGACUGUAUCCGUCUUCAGAAUGCCAACGAGGAAGGGCCAAGAACGCGAAACCGAAUCUACCAGACUGCCGAGCUCGCGUUUCCUUCUCAGACAACGACCUUGGGCUCUUCCCCUUGCAGCCCUAAGUGCCGCAGCGAUGCUUCUCAUGGCUGGUUUCGAGGUUUUCGUACUCCUCAAGGCAAGAGCAGCAGCUCCAAACAGACGUCACUUGUUCCUAGGCCAAGCUCUUUUACUUGGUCUCUUUCUUUUGGCUGGACUCUCAGCUGCAGCUUCCCUCAGCCAAAAUCCUCUCUCUUGUGCAGCCUUCAGACUAGUCGGUUUACCAGCGGCCCUCGUAUUUGCGGCCCUUCUCGUCAAAUGCGUUUUCCUUCUUUCAUUGAACAGUGGUGUCUAUUUACCAGCACCUUAUCAAGCUUUAGUACUGGUAUUCGCUGUACUGGUACAAGUAGCUAUCGUCGGCCAAUGGUUUUACGGGGAACCACCCGCGGUGAUACAAGUUCAAAAUAUGGAUCAGAAUGGUCCGCUAUUGGGUUGCAAAACUCCCCUCGGACAGACAGUGGCUUCCCUAGGAUACCCAGGGAUACUCUUAGUAGCGGUUGCCUGUUUAGCCGUUCGAGCACGUGGCGUACGCGAUAAUAACAGAGAAGCUGCUUUUAUUGGACUCGCCGUUGGUCUCUCAUUGCCCAUUUGGAUAUCAAGCGCAAUUGGUUCUACAGUAGCGUCCUCCGAGAGCGAUAAGGAGGCGUGGCUGGCCUAUGGCCUCCUUACUACUUCGUUCCUCGUCUUUUUGACGAUGUUCCUGCCGAAGGGUCGACAAUUGGCCGCCCUUGGUCGUGAAGGACCCACAACCGUCAUUCGAGAUCGCGAUGACGCACUCAGCUCUCUACCUGGCAGCGGCUACUCUCCUUCCUUUUUCCAUUUUAAACCUGCCGAGACGUCCUUGAAGAGGAAGAUGCACUAUCACAGCGCUGAUCGUGUCGCGCUGGUCUCAUCGGGAAUACCUGGUUGCAGUGCUUGCAGACACGGGGGAAGUCCAAUAUAUUCCGAUGAAGUUCAUGGGCCGAUGGAGACGUUUGUUCUACCGACCGGUAUGUAUUUGAGGCCGGAGGAUGCUGGAAAUCUCUAUACGACUCUGUCAGCGAAUCCCAACGUAUUUUUCCAGAGAGCUACACACCCGGGGAUGAUGUAUUGAUCCCCGCUUUUAAUUGACACGAAAGAACUUUAUUCAAAUAUUCUGAAGAAUUUAAUGAGAAGAUCCGCGGCUUUAUAAUUCUUCGCGUUAGAUUACGAUCAAUGAUCAAGAUAAUUACGUCGAUUGUAAAUAUUUGCGUUGCAUUUAGUACUUGACAAGUUUUGUCAAUUUUUGUACGAAGAAUAAUAUUGAACGCACGUCGAGCGAUAUGUUUGUGCGAAUAAA